GCACCAUGUCAAAGGACACAUUUCCGUUCACUUCCACCUCGCUGCGCUCUCUGAGACUGGAACAGGAGCUUCAGGAGUGGGAGGAUGCUCGGCGAGCGUUGGCCCGCAGGAGAUCCAUGAGCAGGGACCCGCUGCCCCGGGCCCCCAGGCCUCCUCCUCGUCCCCACAGGCAGCAGCGGCUCCAGGAGGUCCGGGCCCCUCCACCCCAGGGCCGCUGCAGAGACACGGCCGUCCACAACACCUUCAUGUGCGGGGACAUGAGAGGAGUGUAUGCGGUGCUGAAGGACCCCGCCAUGGUCAACGCCCUGAUGGAGACGGUGCAGGAGGAGAUGGUGUGGGCUCCGGAGAUGGGCAUGUGGACGCUGAGCUCCAAGGUGAAGCAGACCUCAGCAUUGCGCCUGGCCGCCAGCAGAGGACACUCGGGGUGCGUGGAGGAGCUGCUGUUCCGUGGGGCCGAGGUGAACGAUGACCCGGGAGGAAACACAGCGCUCCAUGACGCCUGUAUGGGCGGCCAUGCAGUCUGCGUCCAGCUGCUGCUUUCCCAUGGGGCGGAUCCUGAACUGCUGGCUGCAGACGGCAGCGCUCCUCUUCACCUCUGCACCUCCGCACAGUCAUUGCAAUGUGCCAAGCUGCUGGUAGACGGAGGUGCUGAUGUCAGUGUGAGGUUGAGGGAGUCGAGGCUCACACCUCUGCACGUGGCCGCCCGGCGAGCCCUGGAGGAGCACGUGGAGCUCUUCCUCAGUCACGGAGCAGAUGUGUUAGCCACAAAUCAAGAGGGAGAGACCCCUCUGAACGCCGCAUGCUCCGCUGCAGAGAGGCCCUCCGAGGCCGGACGCUACUUACGGGUGAUCCAAAAGCUGCUGGGUGCAGGAGCUGACCCCAGAACAGCGGGCAGGAAGCAGCACACCCCUCUGCACAAUGCAUGUGGAAACUGCAGCCCCCAGAUCGUGGAAGUCCUCCUGCAGCACGGAGCUAAGGCAGACGUUGCCAACUGUGCAGGAUACACACCAAUGGACUGUCUGAUACAGGUGGUUGAAGAUUACCCUGGACAGCAACCGGAAGCGAUAGCACGCUCACUUCUGAACCAUGGAGCUCAGCCGGUUUCACCAAAGAUGUUGAAGCAGUGCGUCCUCUCUCCUGCCACCCUGGAGGUGAUGCUGAACUCGUACACCUCCAUUCCUCCCUGUGAGUGGAUGGACUCUCUGUCCGCUGAGAUAUAUGCGGAGCACCGGUCUUUCUUCGACUUGGUGCGUCAGCGGAGCGCUCAGCCUCGCUCUCUGCAGCAUCUCUGUCGAUGUGUUAUACGCCAGCGCCUCGGAGGUCGAUGUUUCCCGGCGGUCAGUGAACUGGACAUACCCAGCUCCAUGAGGGAUUAUCUACUGCUGAGUAACGACGGGACUCUGCAGUGACUUCACAUUGUAUAACACCUGUGACGCU
Molecule: messenger RNA, 1437 nt
Organism: Anoplopoma fimbria (sablefish)
Lineage: Eukaryota; Metazoa; Chordata; Actinopteri; Perciformes; Anoplopomatidae
Gene: asb16
Product: ankyrin repeat and SOCS box containing 16
Exons: 6
Coding region: 6-1409 (467 amino acids)
Biological process (GO): negative regulation of delayed rectifier potassium channel activity; neuronal action potential; intracellular signal transduction
Cellular component (GO): membrane; axon initial segment; synapse
Molecular function (GO): transmembrane transporter binding
Source: RefSeq, a predicted model, not a curated record